Messenger RNA from Phytophthora sojae, 621 nucleotides. RefSeq lists its product as hypothetical. The annotation marks the transcript as partial. NCBI's taxonomy places the organism in Eukaryota, Oomycota, Peronosporomycetes, Peronosporales, Peronosporaceae. The transcript has a single exon. The record is from RefSeq and is a predicted model, not a curated record.
AUGCUGUUCACAUGGAGCGCCCACGCUGGUCUCGACGCCUUCCGCGCCUAUAUGAUUCGGCAGUGGUUGAACGGGAACUACAGCAACUGGCAAUGCUACGUGACGCCGGCAGGGUUCGCCACAACAAAUAACCCCUGUGAGACUUUUAAGCGCGCGUUGAAACGCGACUACACUCAGCGGCGCAAGUUGAAGAUGGCCGUACUGCUUCAGCACCUACGUGACUGCUGCAGCCACCGCUCCAUGGCCAAGCUGAACUUCAACAGCAAGCCAGCCAACAGUCGUCGUCUAUUUGCCAGAGUGACGGCGUUGCGCAAGCGUGGACACUUGCGCGAGCAUGUGUACGAGCGCGGCAGCAUCAGCUAUCUCCUCGACGACACCCCAGCAAGUAUAGUUCGCCUCGUGUUGGUGCUUCCGCAGCGAUUCUACAUUCCAGCUAGAAACCGGAGCGAAGAAGCGGUCGAGGUUGCUGCUCAGUUUGGCAUAAACUAUGCCAGAAUGGAGACGGAGAGCCAGCCGAGCACAGGUUGGCCGGUCGACGUCGACGCUGGGUUUUGUCCGUGCCGCUACCAUGGCAAGUUCAAGACUUGCACACACCUCUUGUAUGCGCAGCAGCUCAGCAGC